Penicillium nucicola is the source of this 387-nucleotide messenger RNA. RefSeq lists its product as uncharacterized. Lineage: Eukaryota; Fungi; Ascomycota; Eurotiomycetes; Eurotiales; Aspergillaceae. The transcript has a single exon. The coding region runs from base 1 to 387 and encodes 128 amino acids. The record is from RefSeq and is a predicted model, not a curated record.
AUGAAGUUCACUUUCGCUGCCAUUGUCCCAUUCAUGGCAAUCUUCGCCGCCGCCUCGCCCAUCGAGGCUCGCGCGUGGAGUCAAGUCACCGUUGCACUGUCUAAUGACCAGUCUGGGGCGUAUUCGGGUGUAGCAUUCCUCGCAGAUGGUACCGAUAAGAGUAUUUUGUCACUCUUUGGAAGCACUUCUGUCGGAAAUGGUGGCAUCGUUAAGGCCAAUGCUGCCCAGCUUACUGCCUUCCCACAAUCGAUCAGUUGUGUCAUCAAGAAUAACGGUGCUGUCAUUGGUACCUUGACUGCUCAGCAUACCUAUGCUGAUAUUGAUGGAAAUCCCAAUGCCGUCGUUCCAAUCAAUCUGAACAAUGCUCAGGUCAACUGCCACGCCUGA